Messenger RNA from Chanos chanos (milkfish), 1131 nucleotides. RefSeq names its product carbonic anhydrase VIII (gene ca8). The transcript is spliced from 9 exons. Lineage: Eukaryota; Metazoa; Chordata; Actinopteri; Gonorynchiformes; Chanidae. The coding region runs from base 72 to 920 and encodes 282 amino acids. Gene Ontology annotation, molecular function: zinc ion binding; carbonate dehydratase activity. The record is from RefSeq and is a predicted model, not a curated record.
GUAAACUUUGCCAUCCUCCCAGCGGACGACAGGAGUUUUUUUAAAGGGCUUGCCAGAAAAGUUCUGUUCCAAUGGCAGACAACACUGUGAUUGAGGAGUCAGAUUACUACCCUGGGAAAGAUGAGUUGGACUGGGGAUAUGAGGAAGGAGUGGAAUGGGGACUUCUGUUUCCUGAGGCGAAUGGAGAGUAUCAGUCCCCCAUAAACCUGAACUCCAGAGAGGCACAAUACGACCCCAAACUCUUGGACGUGGGCCUGACUCCUAACUAUGUGGUUUGCAGGGACUGUGAGGUCAUAAACGACGGCCACACUGUAAGGAUCAUGUUAAAGUCGAAAUCAGUGGUGACUGGAGGCCCACUCCCCAGUGACCAUGAGUAUGAGUUGCACGAGGUACGUUUUCACUGGGGGAAAGAAAACCAACGAGGCUCCGAACACACCGUCAACUUCAAGGCCUUCCCCAUGGAGCUCCACCUGAUCCACUGGAACACCACACUUUUCAACUGCCUAGAGGACGCAAUGGGCAAGAAAAAUGGCAUUCUCAUCAUUGCUCUAUUUGUACAGAUAGGGAAGGAACAUCUGGGGCUGAAAGCAAUAACAGAGGUCCUCCAGGACUUGCAGUACAAGGGGAAGACAAAAAUAAUUCCAUGCUUUAAUCCCAAUACAUUACUGCCAGAUCCUCUGCUUAGAGACUACUGGGUAUAUGAAGGCUCUCUAACCACACCACCAUGCAGUGAGAAUGUCACCUGGAUCUUAUAUCGCUAUCCACUAACCAUCUCUCAGUUCCAGAUAGAGGAAUUUCGGAGGCUCAGGUCGCAUGUGAAAGGAGCUGAGCUGCCCGAGGGCAACGAUGGGAUGUUAGGAGACAACUUUCGACCCACUCAGCCCCUGAGUGACAGGAUGGUCAGGGCCGCUUUCCAGUAAUGCCUCCACAGCAGAACCCACAGUACUAUUGUCCAAGGAGAUUGAGUGAUUCGAUUGGGAGUAGGAGUAAGGAGGAGAAUGGCUCCACCAUCCCACUUGAUGUGAAAAUGGAUCUCUUGCACUAGACCUAGCUGAAGCCCAGGUUUGCAGUCUGAAGUCAGUAAUGUGGCAUUAACUGUAAACACAUGCAUCUGGUUUCAUUUUUGAUCUG